UCGAGCGGCGAGCGAGCGACAUGGCGGCGCGCCCACCCCGCGCGGCGGCCCCGCGGCCCGGGCCGCGCGAGUAGGUCGCCAUGCGCGAUGCGGUAUGAGGCAGCGGCGCGCCCGGCGGGCCGGCCCCCGCUAGCGGCGCCGCCCCCGCCAUGCGAGCGCCGCCGCUGCUGCUGCUGCUGCUGAUGGCGGCCGCGGGCCUGGCCGUGAGUCCGCUCGCGCGCCUCAACCCCUGGCUGAGCGCGUGCGAUCUGGAGGAGGAGGGCGCGAGCGCGGGCAGCGAGUGCGCGGCGUGCGGCGGCGGCGGCGCGAGCGCGCUGGCGGGGCAGGACGUGCCCGCGCUGUGCGCGCUUGGUGCAGGAACGCGCGCGCGUCGUCUGGCGGCGUUGCGGCUGCGCGGCUGCUGCGAGCGUUCACCCGCCUCAGCGCUCGACCGCGGCGCGCGCGCCGACGUGCUUGCCGGCGGGCCGCGCUGCGAGCGCACCCUGCGAGACCUCCUAGCUCUGGACGCGUUGGUGGCGCGCGUACAUUGCGAUUUCGUCACCAUCCUUCAGCGCUACGACUGCGACCAGUCCUAUUCUGUUCACACCUGUAACGAAUGCCAGGAGACGUACCGACGCUGGGCGUGCAGUACAAUGGUUCCACUGUGGGUGGAAGAAGGAUCUGAAGACAAUGAGGAGGGUGGGCGGUCACGGCGGGCCCCUUCAGAGCAUGGGGCAAGAUGGCGCGCUCGACACCUCGAGCGGGUCGGUCAUUUGGACCGACGGCGCGGCGGCGGCGUGGUAGGCCGCUGGGUCCGCGCCGCCGCCGCGGGGCCAGGUCGACCCCUGGUACGGCUCAAGCCGUGCCUCUCAGUCUGCCAGCUGGUCGAGCAACACUGCCCUUACUUUUUGCCCGCGGACCGCGCACCAGCCUAUCCGACGCAGUAUGCAGGCGAACCCACGUUCCUAUGUCUCGAUCCGCGAAUACCAGAGACGGGUGCUCAGGCGAACAAGUCCAACUACGGGCCUGACGACUGUUGCUACUGGUACUGUGAAGGCCGGCUCUGCUACCACUGCGAGUCUCGGCUCAGCGAGCCAGAGUGGCCUGCAGCAGAGCAGUGUACCCCAGUAGUCGAGCGAACAGCCACCUGCUCUGUGCCAUAUCAGGCGCCGGCCGCCGCCACUUGCCCGAGGCCCGCCCUUAUCGCCGUGGCCCUUCUCACAACCCUAGCUGCUGUCGUGCGGACUCACUGGACAUUUGUAACUCUAGUGAAUGUGCGUGAAUCGAGGUUAUAGUUUUACGUUUCCGUGCGUCGCACCAUCGCGGCCCGCGACCGCCGAGUCGAAACUCUUAUUAGUGAUGUACUUAUGAUAAUAAAUUUCGUGCGAUGACGAUUUCGAUGGCGGGGGACGCGCCUUCUGGUCCUUCGGUCCGGGUGGUGUGGGCCCCCGCUCUUAUAGACUCUAAGUUAAUGUUUGUGUCCGAUUGUUCAAUACUAAACGAAAAAACACCAAUAGUUCUAUAUCGUUACUAAGAUUUCACAUGAAAACUUUUGCCGUUGACGAUGCUCCGGCCAUUAUAAUACAUUUAAUAGUUGAGGUUUUAAUGAAUACAUUUAUAGAGUUGUUUAUUUUCAUAUUGAUUAUGGUUCUACACGAUAUAUCAGUAAGGUCGAAAUAAAAUUUAUUUUACUUCAAAAUGAAAAUAGAUACGAUAAACUAACUUCCCAAAUGUUUGUGGUGGUCUUAUAUGCACAAAAUUUGUGCCGCAGCCGAACCCAUUUUAUUGGAAUUUUAUGCAGGGUGCAUAAAACGCUGAGUUGAAAGUCGCACGGCACUUUAUACAUGAAAUUCAAAUACUAGGCCGGGAGUCGGAAAUCCUAACUCAUAAGCUUUUGUGUUGCAAGUCGAAGGUAAUGGUAUAUGUAACACUUAAUAAGAGGAAAUCAAAAUUUUAAUGCAGUUAGCUGUAAUAACAAAAUAAAUUAUUUGAACAUAAUAUUGACAAUAGUGUUAUUUGGAUGAGUUUUAGAAAAUUAUUUUUGUAAAGUUGAUGGGCUGUCGUAGGCAUAGAAGCAAGUAUACAGACACACUUUCUCAAUUUAAACCUAACAUUUUGACAUAAAAAAUAAUUAUGCAACAAAUAUAUUUAAAUAAAAUAAUAGUUGACCAUUUGAUUGAAGUCACGAAAGUAGUUUACAUUAAUAAAGGACAUUGCUUCUAUGUCCAUCGGUCUUUGAAUGCCUAACACUGGUCUAUAUAAUAUGUAUUGAUACAUUGGAAAAAUAUUAGGGUUAAUUAAAGUAGCUGUUGUUUUGUAAGAAGUAAAGAAAAUAAAUUACUUAUAUGUAAUGAUAUAUCCGUCUUAUGAAUGUAAGGUAUUCAAGAUGUACACAUGGUUGAACAUGAUUUUUAUAUGAUAUUUGUUUUAUAGUAUAUAAUAUAUAAUGUACAUUUAUAUUAUGUCUUAUAUGGCAGAGACAUAUACCAUAAAGGGUGACGUCAUUUGUAAAAUACAGGUUUGUUUGAAUUUCGUCUGGGGAUUUUCAAGUAACUUGAAAAUGUUCUUAAGUUCCAAACGUAAUACCCAAAGGACUUAAGAGAUAGCUGUCUUCAAGCCAUCUAAAGUAAAGAACAGUCAUCUUAAAAAUGUAUAGAUUUAAUAUCUGAAAAUCGCGGCUGAAAAUGCAUUAGCGAGAUUUCAGUCAGUUUUAGGGAAACAGGUAUCACGUAACAUUCUUGUUUACCUUCUAUUCUACAAAACAGACUGGAAUCUUCAUGACAUGCCUUAAAAUGUCUUCAUUACUAGUAGACCAAUAAACUAACACGUAAGUAAAUGCUACAGUUUUACAUAUUUCGUCAACACACUAUUCUACAUAACCUAUGUAACACAAAAUAACUUGAACAUGUCUUAGUGCAACUGACAGGUUUCACACUUCUCAAGCCAUAGCUUAUUUCUAUAAAUAAAAUCGAACCAAGUCGAUGAAUAGCUCAUUUAUAUGAGAAUUACUCAAAAAUCUCCAGAUGAAAUAAAAAAGCCCUAUAUUAGAAACAGUGUUUGUUAGUUUUCUUAACAUAGUUGCGUCGUUGAAGAUUAUGUGAUCAAAAUCAAUGAUUAUAAAGACUUUAUCGGAUGGACAUUUGUUAAUAUUCCUUAAAUGGGAAUGUAGUUGUUGUAUUCAAAUGAUAAAUGAUAAUAAUAUUAAGUAAGUUAUUUUUUACGUUUUUAAUGCGUGUGAAUAAAGUACGGUUUGUUGUUUCCACUCCCUGUCUUUGAGCAAAGACCACCGUGGGUGCUAAUUGUCUAUUAAAGCUUUUUAGGCUUUUCUUUACUUUACGAAUAAGUUCAAUAUUGCAAAAUCAAUCAAGUUUCGGUGUAACCAGUUCAAAAAUAUUUUAAAAUAAAAGAAGACUUGGAAUGUCCAAUAAUUAUUACCAACAUAACUUUUAAUUAAAUUUCCUGAAUCAUAUGUUACGUUGACAAUAGCUAAGCGUUUCUUACCUAAGCUUAAAGGUUCUACUUGCAAGUCACAAAAAUACAUUGUCUUUCAAUCGGGUAAAUUUCACAGAAAUUUAAUUUGCGAAUUUUUUCGUAUUUCAAUGUUGGUCUUACACGGUCUUGUGUUUAGCGUAACAAAAUUCACAUCUAUAGUUCCGAUAAACUUUGAUCUACGGAGACCUAUCACGGAAAAUUUAUCCAGUAUAAUAUUUCUAAAUUUCAAUAAAACUAUUGGAUGCGUUUAAAAUCGUAUUUAUCAACAGUUUCUAGACAUUGGUUUCACCGACCAGACCACUAAGAUAUACAGUGCUUAUUAAUUUUUAAUAUUUUAUAUUUCCGUCAAAAAACAUCAGAACAACGAAGUUUUGUUUUUAUCUCGAAAAGAACGAAUCUCUAAAUCUCUUGCAAUCUUCCGAUCAAAAAUAAUUUCGUUUCAAAAAUCCUAUCAACAAUGAAAGAGUUUUUAAUAUAUGUUAUUGUUUCAAAAAUAAUUUACCGUCUUCACAAGAGUUUAUUAAAUCGUGAUGCCCAGUGCCUUCACUCAUCACGUGAAAGCGAGCAUGGAUAGUAAUAUGGAGUUAACUGCCAGUCUAUCUUAAAUAGUAAAUUCAACUUAUGAAUACGUCAUACGUCGAACCGUAGCAAAUUAUAUGAGAAUUAAUUAUAGUAAUAGUUUAUAAUUAGAUUCAAAACAGUUAUUAGAGAUAAGAUUAAUUUACGUUCCAGAUCUCGAAACUAACUAGUCAUUGCCGCUUCUUUCUUUAUGUAAUUGAAGGUUCCACUUUAUAUAAUUUCCUUAAGAUAUUUUUUUUAAAUAGUUUACGAAUAGAUAAAUCAUUCAUUCGAUAGUUUAAACAUUUUGAUAAAUUUGAGUGCAGUUUGAUCUCAGCUCGUGUGGAAAUCUAUGGCGAUACAUGUAUCUAUGUGUAAAUUAUCAAAAAAUUAGAAUUAGAAAAUGAAUUACUAGAACAUAAUUAGUUGGAUCAAUUUCACGCACUCGUUAAAACUUACACAUUGACCGUACAUUCCUUCUUUUUGGAUAUUUCUACUCUCACUCUUAAUAUUCUUCACUUUUGUCCACUAUUUUAAAAUUAGUGUAGAGUAAAAGACCAAAAUUGAGGAGUUCGGUUCGAAUGUUGUUUGUGAUCAUGCUAUAUUGGGGUAUGUCUUAUUAGCGGUUCUCACAAAUUUAAAAAUGCUGUUAUCAUAGUUCUGAAGCAUAAAAUACAUCAGUAAUCUCGGUUUAAUAUGUUGUAAAUAUACCCUUAAUCACAAAAAUAAAUCAGUUUAAUUAAACUCUCUUAACUUGCGUCUCUUUCUGACAAAUCCUGUCCACACUGUGAUGAAAAGAGACAGAAGUGUGUAUUACUUAAUACGGUGCAAUGAGACUGAUUUUUUUUGUAUAAGGGGGAUUGACUAUACAACGAGUACCAAUUAGGAUAUUCACAGGAAAUUUCUUUCGCCACCAAAAAAAAAUAAACAGUUUAUUUGAGAUAGAACGCUCGAUAUAUUUAAAUGCGUGAUUCCCGCUAAUUUGGAAAACCAUUAAUUAAAAAAAAUAUCUUAUUUUAAAAGAUCUCUACAGUCAUUUAAAUUCUGUUAUGCAACACUUAGCAAUAACUAUAGGUAGCUAUAACUGUUACCCAUGUAGAGAUUACAUAGGCCAUCUCAUGAACAAAAUUCAUUAAAUAGUGUCUUUAGUAGUUUUAAUAUAAUGUGUGUAUUUUGAUGUUCCGUUAAAGAUUUGGUGAUAGUGUAUAUUAUUUUAUGAAUACGUAUGUUUUGAUGUACAUAAUAACGUGUAAAUGUUUAACGCACAAAUAUUAUGAAAGAAGUUGCUAACAAUGUAUGAAUAUGUAUUUAGCUAUAAAGUUUACUGGGAAUAAAUAGUAUAGGCAUAUGAAUGUAGUUAUUUUGGUGCGUACUCUCAAAUUCAGUGUCAUUUUUGUGUCGGAUGAUCUCUGGUUUUUGUACGUAAUUUAUCACGAAUAGAUUUUGCGUUAUUUUUGGGAUGCGCACAACUUUCGGGGGCAAUACAAAUGGGUUACUAAUACAAUCAUAACACGCUUUUUCAGCAUUUGUAAUUGCAUAACUCAUAUGUAAGGGCAUAUCUAAUAGAUAUGAGAAUGAAUACGCAGGAAUAAAGAGAUCGCACUGUCAUAAAAUUACGAGUUCAGAGGUAAUAACAACUUCCAAACAAGAGUAUCGAUUUAAAAGCAAAAUUAUUUUUUAAAGCAAAAACAAAAUAAUCAUUAUGUCUACCGACAUCUUUUAUUUUUAAGCGACGGAUUUUUUAAAAAUUGCGCGUUAAACUAAGAAACACACAUUUUUUUUUGUAAACCGAUACUUGAUACCAUUAUUAUGUUGAAAUUAAAUUGUAGCAAAUCUUUAAAACUUCAUAAAGAGUCUUAUGAACAUAGAUUAACCAUGGGAAAAUGUUGGAUAUCUUGUAAAUCAUUUCAAUAAUAAUAAUUUGUAUGACUUUCACCUGGCAGUCUCUAACCGUUUCGUCAAAGCGUUGAAAAAGGUGCAUAAAAGUCUUAUGAUUAAGGUAUAAUAAAAAAGCAAAUAAGAAGUAUGUCGUACACCAUAACGUUAUUUUUAACAUGCCCCGAAAGAUUUAGUUAAAAUACAUUAAUAUCUCAUUAAAUUUCUUUUCUAUCAUUAACAACGAAGUGACUAAGAGACAAAAAAAUAAGUUUUAAGUGAACAUGAUGUUGGAAACGCCUUUGAUAGCGGGAAAUGCCAAUACUUUUUUCUGAAUAUUUUGCGAGUAUCAGGCACUAUUGUUUUAUUAUAUACGCUCGUAAUUACUCAUAAUUUAAGAAAUAUCACAAGCCUGAUAAUGUUAAGGCAAAGAUUUACGUGUGUAUUUACUACCGAGACAUGAAGCGCUUAAAUGUCAAUUGUCAAAACUAAGCUGACGUUUAAAUAUAGCGAAUUAUUACAUUUGUUAUAAGCAUUAUAGUAAUUACGAGAUGUAAUGUAAUAAAACAGUUUUAACUAUUCUGAGAUCAGUCAAUUAGUCUGAUUGGGGAUUAUUUUUGGAUUUUUAAUGUUUAAUUAGUAAAAAAUAAAAUAAAUUGAAAACUUACAGCUUUUUAUUCUCUUAGCCUCUUCCUUGUUCCGAGUGCCUUGAGGCGUAUAUUUUAUUUUUACCAUCGUAUCAACCAAAAGCGACAAACCUACUCAGCAUAAUAAGCUUUAUUAGGCUACCACCUACUUCAGUAUCUAAGUGAUUCAAUGUCCAUUUUAUGUUUACUAUAAUAAUUUCCACUAUGUCUAAUUUUAAUAUUAAUAAGUUCUAGGUCAUAUAAAUAUAUUGUUCACAUCGCAACGAUUUUGUCUUCGUGUUAAACCUGCCAGAUAGGUAUGAAACGGCAGAAUUUAACAUUAUAGUGAGAGAGGUAGUGUAGUGUAUAAUUUGAGAUAAACGCGAAAAGUGCCCCAUUAUAAAUAGAGCUACAGGCUCUUAUUGACGUGUAUUGAAAAUGGGGUAUUUUUCACGAUAUUCAAUAAUAAUUUAACGUAACCUGUUAUGAUUGCCUAGUGCGAGUGCCUUUUGGCACGGGCUCUCUAUAUUAAUAUGAUCUAGAAUGUGUCGUAGGUGUUUCUUGAGUAGUGGUCGUAUAAGUCAUUUCCUCGUUGUUGAUCGAUUUUAGAGUCACGGCAACAGUAGGUGUGAAUAUAUAUGUAUAAUACUGCCGAAAUGUAAUAUAAAAAUAUAUAUGACAUUUUUUAUCGUAAAUUUCGGUAAUUUUUACGCAAAUUACGUGUUAGGAAUUGUGACUUCAAUAAGAAAUGGAAUAAGUUCAAGUGACGUAAAAUCGGCAUAACACGAGGGGACGGAAGAAACGGUGCCUGGCUGCAAGGGGCGCCCUGGCACCUGCGAAGCGCCUGCUGCCCUUAACGUCCCACAUAAUAUUAUUUAGCAUGGUAAAUAAUAUUUCCAGCCAGGGUGGACCAUUUCGGGACUUUUGAACAAGGUUACAUUACAGCCAGCUUUGUGAUUCGAGAUUCGAGUAAAACUGACGAUGUUUAAUUGAAUAAUCAACGAAUUGUAUAGUUUUUAAGUGUAAGGUACCCUUGUUCGAGUUUUGAAGUAAAACGCCCUUUACCAUGCAUAUUAGCAACGUUUGACACUUGAAUUAAGAUUAAUCACGUUCGUAUAAAUGUAGACGAGAUUUUAAAAUUUAAUAUCAUUUGCAAUGUCCUAAAAUUAGAACGAUCGAGACAGUAGGUCGCACAACCGUGUUAUGAAGAUGUGGAGAUGUUUAUUAAAAAAUGCGUUUAUGAAAAUAAAAUAAAAACGAGAAAUAUUGUCAGAUAAACUUGUAAUUACUAACUUAAGUGGAAUUAUUCGAGGAACAGAAACAUGUUAAAUAAACCGAUUAAAAUACAA
Molecule: messenger RNA, 7879 nt
Organism: Pieris rapae (cabbage white)
Lineage: Eukaryota; Metazoa; Arthropoda; Insecta; Lepidoptera; Pieridae
Gene: Mid1
Exons: 3
Coding region: 150-1274 (374 amino acids)
Biological process (GO): calcium ion import across plasma membrane
Cellular component (GO): plasma membrane
Molecular function (GO): stretch-activated, monoatomic cation-selective, calcium channel activity
Source: RefSeq, a predicted model, not a curated record